UUGGCAAAACAAAAAAUUUGGCAAUUAACUAAAAAUACACAGAGAACUUAAAGUUUGAAAACAGAAAUAAAAGAAACAAAACAAAAGUGAAUUUUUAUUAAAUUUAUAAACAAAAAAGCAUUAUGCUGGGUAGACAACUGAUAACAUUUGCCACAACUUUACUGUGUUUAAACAUAGCGGCGGCCAAACCCACUAAACCAGCAGCACUGAUAGCAGCCGCUGCUAAUACAGUAACCGGCAAUGAACUCGCCUAUUGGGAGCACUUGAAUAAAACCUGCCUUAGCCAUGACUGCGAGGAGCACGUGAAUGUUAAGCACUUGCAACAUAUUGCCACACACAUGAAUCGUGCUAUUAACCCCUGUGAGGAUUUCCAUGCCUAUGCCUGCAGCAACUGGCAGCAGCAACAUCCCCAGCAACACACUGUUAUGGCCAUGGGAGAGCAACAAUUGAAUGAUAAAUUUAAGCAAAUAUUUCGCCAACAUUCGGAGUCUGCACAUAAUUUAUUGAGAGGCGAUUUGAUAAUGCAUAAAAUGCACCAAUACUUAGAGGUGUGUCUGCAAAGUGAGAGAUCGGAGAAGGCCUCCUGGCGCCAAUACAUUAAUACUCUGAGAGACUUGGGUUAUCUGCAAUGGAGCCAGCACAGCAAUUGGCUGCAAACCUUAAGAGAGCUUAAUUUAUUCUCCAAUAGCAGAUUCUUUAUUUCUCUGCAAAUUGAACGCUUCAAUGCCUCACGUUUUAUGCUCAGCAUAGAUCCCCACAAUCUCAUGGAGAGAGUAGAAUUCUCUUUGGAUUUAUAUGAAAUUUUGAAAAUCUACACCAAUGAUUCUUUUGCAAAACUGGAAAAUGAUUUUAAAAACUUGGAAUUGGAUUUGGAGAAUAUUCUGAAAACUUCCUGUCUCAAUGCCAUCGUUGAUGAGAACAAUGAAUGUGAUUUAACACAAUGGCUUACAUAUGAAGAGUUAUUACUUAGCAAUUCCUCGAUCAACUGGGAAUAUUUAUUGGCCGAUUUUCCUUUAGAACAAAAAGAUCAAAUAUUUGUAAAUGAUUUGCAUAAUUUAGAUAAGAUCAAAACCUAUUUAGAUCAUAGCUCGCAAAAGACUUUAUUUUUAUAUUCUCUAACACGCUUCAUCAAUUAUUUACAAUCUUCCAAUCACAACAUCAUAGACAAGGGUUCAGAGCGCUCUUCCUGCCUACGUCAUAUGCGCAAGCAUUUUCCUUUGCCCAUGAAUUAUCUCUAUGAGAAAGUUUAUUAUGGCCAUUAUCGGCCUCAAAGUGACAAUGUUAUAUACCAGGUCUAUAACCAGCUGAAAGAGCAAUUCUCUCUUAUAUUGGACACCAAUGAAAUGCAACUCUCUUCCGAAAGCAUACAGUAUUUAAAGAAAAAACUUAAGUAUUUAGAAUUAAACAUCGGCAAUUUACCCAAAAAUGCUUCUGCCCAUUUCUAUGCCGAAUUUAUAGCAGAUCUUAAUGUUACCCAUAAUUUCUAUACUAAUCAUUUAAUGGCUUUGAAGCAUUACUUUCAACGCCAGCGUUUGUUGGCUUCUGCUUCCAAAUUUGAAGAUUUUUGGUUUACUUUUAAUCUGCACAUGCCCAAUUUCCUAGAUAAUCUGGACUCUACCCCCUACUAUUUUAGUACCGCCAAUUUUAUUAUCUUACCCUUUGCCUAUUUGCAAUUGCCGUUUUAUGAUCAUCGUUUCUGGCCCUCAUUGAUAUUUGGUGAUUUGGCCAAUACUUUGGGUCAUGAGCUGAUACAUGCUUUUGACUCAAAAUUCCUGGAAAAUGAUUUUGCCGGCAAUUACAAUGAGCUAGAGUCACUGGCCAUUAUUAAUAACAAAAACUUCCAGCAUAAUAUAGCCUGUCUCAGUAAAGAGCCCACCAAAUAUUUAACAGAGCGCAUAGCUGAUAUCAGUGGCACUCAUUUGGCCUUGAAAACCUUUAUCAAGGAUCCUCUCUUUCUCAAACACAAUGGCAAAUUGUUUUUCCUGCAAUUCGCUCAAUUCUUUUGUGGUUCAUCUUCAAAGGACAUUUUUUCUUUGGCAGAUAAUUCUCAUGAUUUGGAUAGUUUAAGGCUUAACUACACUCUGUCUCAUAUGCCCGAAUUUGCCGAAGUAUUUCAGUGUCCCUUGGGCAGUCCCAUGAAUCCGGUGGAAAAAUGUAAAUUGUGGUAAAGCUUCAUUAUUUUAAGGUUUAUUAUAAAAAACUAAUUUUGUAUUUUUUUAAUUAACAAAUGUACUUACUAAAGUACUUUUAUGUUAUAAUUUUUUUUAACGAAAACUUGUACUUAUAAAAUUAAUUUACUUAUAAAUUAAACAAUAAGCAAAUGUAUGGUAUUUUAGUUGAUAAAUUAAUUUAUAUUUAUUUAAAUUAAGUAGUAUUAAGUCUAAGAUAUAAGCAGAAAAUAUAAAAAAUAAAAAUAUUUAGAAACAUAUGAAAAAAAUAA
Molecule: messenger RNA, 2440 nt
Organism: Calliphora vicina (urban bluebottle blowfly)
Lineage: Eukaryota; Metazoa; Arthropoda; Insecta; Diptera; Calliphoridae
Product: neprilysin-1-like
Exons: 1
Coding region: 123-2168 (681 amino acids)
Biological process (GO): proteolysis
Cellular component (GO): plasma membrane
Molecular function (GO): metalloendopeptidase activity
Source: RefSeq, a predicted model, not a curated record